AUGCCAAGUGCUUUACUUGCAUUAUCUCAGAAUAGGACACACGAUGAAGAUCAAGGAAGACCAGAAGAUCUGUUGUUACAAUUAAAGACAUCAAUAUCAGGCACCAGAGAACAAGAGAGAUCAGGCUGCACAUACACGGAUGAAGAGGGUUUUUCAGAAGAUACAACUUACAUGCCGCAGGAGAAUUUGCCUUAUGAUGGGGCUAUCCCCCAAAUUAAGAUAUGCAAUGAUUACAAUUUUACAAAAAAUGACAUUCUCAAUGUCUCACAUCAAAUUAUUUUAGCAGUAGAUGACCCUCAGGGAAAGGCUACACAUAAUAAGGCCUGCAGAAAUGCGGAUAUGGCCGUGAUUCUAGAUAAAAUUACCGAAAAUGCUGUCAACAAAAAACAUGAUAGGGAGAAACAAUGCACUGUAAUUCUUCAUAUUCCACCUAAUAAAGAAAGCACUUCGAAGUCAAACAUUUCUGAUAUUUUACUCAAUCAUCUUUCCAAAGAGGAAUUCAUAAAAGGCCAAGGUAUUGAUUGUGAAACUCUCCCAGAGAUCUCUAAUGCUGAUGGUUUUGAUGAACCUAUUAUUAAAAAUAUUAUUUUGUGUUAUUUUAAGAAAUCUUGGCCAAAAGAACAAAUCCCAGAACUUGAUGACCAACUCAACCCCAGAAGGGGUGGUGAAGACAGCAGUAAGCCCAGUUUUUCUCCAAUCACAAAAGAAGAAAACAUCUCUGAUUUAGAAGAGCCAGUGGUUGCUGGACACAGCAGCCUUCAAGGGAAUUCAAACUUUCUAACUAAAACCAAGAGUCCAGAUGAUAAACAAAAAAGUUUCCAAGGGCAGUCACCCCAGAAACAACAGACUGAAAAAUCAAGUUCCUGGAGUGGAUUCAAAUAUGGCCAAGGUCAAGUUCAUUAUCAGCUCCCUGAUUUCUCUAAGAUUGCUCCCAAAGUGAAAAUCCCUAAAAAUAAUAUAAUUAAUAAACCACUUACAGUAUCCAGACAAGUCAGAUCUUCUCCUGACUUCAGAGAUGAAUCAGCUCUUGUGCAAGAUCUUUUAGAAACUAUGCCUAGAUCAAAUUGUGUUGAAAAACAACAUCAAGAGCAGAAAAAGGAAACUGUUGAAACUUCACGAGAAAUACAGAUGGAACCUACAGCACAUAUCCACCAAGAACUUCUUACAGGAAUAGAAUCCAAGACAAGUCUCUUUAAAUUGUCAUCAACUUCUCAGGAAGACUCUUCCUCCAGUUCUUACAUAUUUCAAAAUAUAUCAAAAGGGAAAAAGAUGUGUCAGAAGUUAAAAGAACAGACCGAUCAACUGAAGGCUAAAGUUCAAGAUUUUUCCAAAAGAAUAACCCAGGACUCUCCCUAUUUGCAAAGAAGACUGGUCCUGGGAAAACUGCAAGGACAUCUUGAACUGCUGGAGCAGGAGUUUCUGGCCACCAAGGAGAAGCAUCUGACUUUGCAGCAAGGCCACAAGCACAAAUCCCCAGCUGUCGAUGACUUUGAUCCAGAAAGGAAAGUGGAAGGUGAAAUCUUUAAGUUGGAGCUGCUACUUGAAGAUGUUAAAGAGAAAGUUGAUGAACACAAAUAUACUUCACCUCCCUCUCUUCCCGUGAGUUCUCCAAUCAUCCUGGAUGACUUGGUAUCCGUAUCUUCUCUACCCUCAAAUGAGAUUCCCAAGGAGCUCCCUGGUCACCCUUCUGAGCCUCCAGGCACACGCGGAAGCAAGGGGACAGGGGUGACCCGGGCAGGACCGCAGGAGGCUCUCUCCGAGGAGCUCUGUGAGCUGGACCCGCAGACUUACCUAAACUGGCCAAGCGGCGCUGCGGCUGCCGAGGACCUGCCGGAUCAAAUGUCCAUAAGGCUGUCUUCUGUCUCCAGGGAGGACCCCAACAACACUGUGGGAGGGCAGAAACAUGCAGAGACAACGGCGCCAAGUCCAGGCUGUGCCUUCUGCCACUGGGCCCUUGAACGGAAGCAAAAAAUGGAGAAAAGAGGCCACAGAAGGAUCAGCUGUGGAAGAUUUUCAAUCGUCAUUCAAGAAAACCCACUGCACCUGUGUUCAGCUUGCAGUUCUGAUGCAGGCGACAGCUUCUAUUCUGAUUCCGGCAUGGGGCUGCAGAGCAACAAAUGUGAAAAUUGCGGCGCUAAGAUUUCUAACUCCCCAGGAGUCAGCGGUAAAGAGCUGCCUAAAGAAUUUCAUUAUAGACACAACACCCCAGGACAGAAUUACUUAAGUUAUAGUGAAAGAGGAUUUGUUCAGCUCCACUCUUUAGAUGAAAAGAAAAACUCUUCACCUUCUUAUUCAAAACGAAAAAGGAUAUGUUCCCAGACAGCAAAUUUGAAAUUCCCUCAAGACAAACAUGAACCCAUGCCAGAAAAAAAAGACCUCACAGCUUUCAUGACCCGCAGCUCAGACCUCACUACACCCUCACCCCAUUCCCGCUCCCGCAGGAUUUAUGGAAGCAAAUCCUUAUGCGACUUUAGGAGUAUUGACAAAACGGAAUUUGAGGUUUUAAACUCAGCCUUGGAUCACGCUCUGAGGACAGCAACCGUUUUGAAAGAAACUACUGAUCAAAUGAUUAAAGCAAUUGCAGAAGACCUUGCCGAAGCACGGAGACGGAGGAAUCAACUGAAAUAUUAGUUGUUCAAUCCCAGGCAACCAAGGAUUAGAACGAAAUAAAAUGCAAAGACAACC
Messenger RNA from Trichechus manatus latirostris (Florida manatee), 2685 nucleotides. It is a transcript of the gene AKNAD1, whose product is annotated as AKNA domain containing 1. NCBI's taxonomy places the organism in Eukaryota, Metazoa, Chordata, Mammalia, Sirenia, Trichechidae. The record is from RefSeq and is a predicted model, not a curated record.